Messenger RNA from Melanotaenia boesemani (Boeseman's rainbowfish), 3030 nucleotides. It is a transcript of the gene f13a1b, whose product is annotated as coagulation factor XIII, A1 polypeptide b. Bases 164 to 2392 code for a protein of 742 amino acids. The transcript is spliced from 15 exons. NCBI's taxonomy places the organism in Eukaryota, Metazoa, Chordata, Actinopteri, Atheriniformes, Melanotaeniidae. Gene Ontology annotation, molecular function: protein-glutamine gamma-glutamyltransferase activity. The record is from RefSeq and is a predicted model, not a curated record. Gene Ontology annotation, biological process: peptide cross-linking; blood coagulation, fibrin clot formation.
AAAAGCUGUGAAGAUUCCUGGACGGAGUUGCAGCAGCAGACCGACUCCAACCAGCAGCAACUUCUCUUUACAGCUUCACCUGAGGUGCAUCCACCAUUAAUAGUUACUUUACUGUCACAAAAGCUGACUGUUUUACAUCAACCUACCAUAAAUUGUCACCAUCAUGGCUGACCAAAGUGCUAGUGCAUCCCCAUCUCCUGCCCCCCCUAUUCCCACUGGACGUCCUCCCAAGGUGGGCAACCGUGGACGCACCACCGGUCCAAUCGACAGCUCCAACUUUGAAACGACCGACAUCCCUGAGGUCGAGUACUUUGGUAUGCCUGGUCCAAGAGGACAUCCACCUCUGACAGAGUUUCUGGACAUCUGGGAUGUGGACAUGAUAAAGAGGCCUGAUGACAGCAAUAAGAUGAAUCACCACACCAUGCUGUUCAACUCUGACUAUCUUAUCGUCCGCAGAGGACAAGAGUUCCAGGUCAGGAUCACCUUCAAUCGUCCAUACAAACCUAAUGAAGACAAGUUCGCUGUGGAGUUUGUCAUCGGUUCCAGCCCUGAGUACAGCAAGGGCACCUACAUACCCGUCUUUCCCAGGAAGGAGCGUGAGAGCUCCUGGGAAGGACGUAUCAUAACGACCUCUGACAACGUGGUCACCGUGGGGAUAACCCCCAAGGCCGAUUGCAUUGUGGGGAAAUAUCACAUGUAUAUCGCAGUGGUGACACCUUUUGGUAUCCGUAGGACUAGACGGGACAGCAGCCGAGAUCUUUACAUCCUCUUCAAUCCCUGGGCGGAAGCUGAUGCUGUAUUUUUGGAUGAUGAGAAAGAGAGGGAGGAGUGUGUGAUGAAUGAGAUGGGGAUCAUCUAUCAUGGCGCCUACGAAGACGUUGCUGAGAGGAGCUGGAACUAUGGACAGUUCAAUUAUGGAGUCCUGGAUGCCUGUCUGUACGUCAUGGACAGGGCUGAGAUGCCCAUCACCAACAGAGGAGACCCCAUCAAGGUCACCAGAAAGGCUUCUGCCAUGCUGAACUCCCGAGACGACGAAGGCGUGUUAGUGGGGAACUGGAGUGGUGACUACACCUAUGGUGUGGCGCCUACUUCCUGGACUGGCAGCACAGACAUCCUGCUCAGCUAUGCCAACAGCAAGAUGCCUGUCUGCUACGCUCAGUGCUGGGUCUACGCCGCCGUCUUCAACACCUUCCUGCGCUGUCUGGGCAUCCCAUCUAGGGUUGUUACCAACUUCUACUCAGCUCAUGACAAUGAUGGAAAUCUGAAGAUGGACGUAAUCUUGGAUGAAAAUGGCAGAAUUGACCGAAACCGCACCAAGGACUCUAUCUGGAACUAUCACUGCUGGAAUGAGUGCUACAUGUCCAGACCAGACCUCCCUCUCGGCUUUGGAGGCUGGCAGGUUGUGGAUGCAACACCACAGGAGACCAGCGAUGGCAUGUUCAGAUGUGGACCUGCAUCAGUCAAGGCCAUCAAGCAUGGACAGAUUUGUUUCCAGUUUGAUGCUCCCUUUGUGUUUGCUGAGGUAAACAGCGAUGUGGUGUUUUAUUCCCGGAGGAAAGAUGGGACCAUGGAACCAGUCAAAGUGAACCAGACUCACAUCGGCCGCAUGGUUUUGACUAAAUCUCCAGGAGACGAGACACGCCGCGACAUCACAGAUCAAUACAAGUUCCCUGAAGGCAGCACAGAGGAACGGACAGUCCUGGAAAAAGCUGAGGAGUAUGGCUGUAAACGGGAAAAGUCCAGCCCACUUCUGGGUGAUGUGGACCUGAUCUUGCCAACCCUCGAGAUCAGCAUGGGUGAUGACUUCGAGCUGGAUGUGGAGUUCACAAACCGCAGCAACCAGCAGCGAACAGUGGAAGCCUACAUCAGCGGGAGCGUGGUGUAUUAUACCGGAGUCUCUGGUGAAGAAUUCCUGUUCAGGACCCCAAAUGUCAAAAUUCAGCCCCAAAAAAGUGUGAAGGAGUUGGUAAAAAUUGAGUCAAAGAGCUACAUGAAAUAUCUGGUGGAACAGGGUAACCUUCAUUUUAUUGUCACCGGGAAGAUCAAAGAGACCGGGCGGAUCAUCACUGCUAUGAAAGUCGUCACUCUCCACAAUCCCAAACUCAUCAUUGAGGUGUCUGGCAGAGGCAAAGUGAAUGAAGAGAUGAUGGCCACUGUGCAGUUUACAAACCCCUUCAGCUUCAGCCUUGAAGGGGUCUUCAUUCGUAUGGAGGGACCAGGGAUCAUGCCACCCAAGGAUAAAUAUUACAGUCUGAUCACAGGAGGCACCUCUCUGACCUGGACUGAGCUUUUCACCCCGCAAAGGGCUGGCAAAACCAGGUUGAUCGCUACUCUCGACUGUCCUGCUCUCAGGCAGGUCCACGGCCAAGCGUCAGUCACCAUCAAGGCCUGAGGACCGCUGCCACUGCCACCACAGCUGCCACCCACAGCGUCAUUCGGCUUCAGUUAUACCUUAGCCCAAAAACGGGCCUGUAACAUGUAGCUUGAGCUUUAGUAAUACAUGAUGGUUGUUUUAAAAUACCACAGAGGCAUAAUUAUAAAAAAAAAUAGUUCAGAAGGAUGGAUUUCUUAAAAAACAGUAUAAAGGAAUACAAUAGCAACUAAAUUAAAACAAGAGUGUUUUAUUUCAAGAAAAACAGGAUCUACUUAAAAAUUUUACUGUUCAAAUAUUUGAUUUUUUUUAAAGAUAGAUUUUUAAAGAUUUUUAAGAUUUUCGAGCUGCACUAAUUGAUGCCAUUAUAAAACUCAUGGUGCUAACAUGUUAGCAACUGAACAUCCAUAACCUGCUUUGAAUGAGUAUGUAUUUCCAGACAGAUUUUGGCUGGUCCUGUUAAUAGCAUGCACAUUUUCCCAUGGCCUCCUAAGUGGUAAUUAAAAUGUAUUCUUACAUAUUAAUAGCAGUUAUAGCUACAUUACAAUCAAAUAUCAACCAAAUUAAAGAUUAACUGCAGAAUUUUGUCACCUUGUCUAUAUAAAUAUAUUGUGUGUGUGUGUGUGUGUGUGUGUGUGUGUGUGUGUGUGUGUGUGUGU